This is a messenger RNA of Fusarium fujikuroi IMI 58289, 810 nucleotides long. RefSeq lists its product as uncharacterized. The transcript is spliced from 3 exons. Bases 1 to 810 code for a protein of 269 amino acids. NCBI's taxonomy places the organism in Eukaryota, Fungi, Ascomycota, Sordariomycetes, Hypocreales, Nectriaceae. The record is from RefSeq and is a predicted model, not a curated record.
AUGUCGCCGAGAGACUCGGGAAAUUCCUUGAUCAACAGGAGCACUCUGUUGUGUUCCUCCCCAGGUCAGCGAUCAACUGUACCGGUCCUUGACCUCCGCACUGCUCGGGAUCAUCGGCUGGGCUUCGAUGACGUCCGUUGUAUCUCACGAAUCGCACAAGCCAUCAAUGAACUCGUAGGGCUCGUUGGGAUAUCAAUCGAGUUCAAGGUUGACGGUAAUCCCCAAUCGAAGUACGCAGACCGGGCUCGGUUAUUGACGCAGGACUUGGUAGGGACAAACCCUCGUGAUGUACGCCUCGUCGCUGGUGACGGCGGUGUUGUGGCCCGCAAAGAGCUUCUAUUAACCCUUAUGAAGAUGUGUGUCCCUCACAAACUCGGUGCGCCGAUUUUGAUCACUGCACUGGCGUCGUCAACUUCUUGGCAUCCCUUUCUGACACUCAGACCCAGACCAGCCAUCUGUGCUGGUAAUGGAUGGGGACGAUUCGUUGGUGGUCAUCUCACCCCUAGACUUGAUGUGUUCGACAUCUGUCAUUAUGAGUUUCGCUUCUUACAGCAGUCGGUACUUGUCAACAUAAUCAAACCUAACUCCGCUGUUCGAAUUGGAGAACCUAGCAACCACCUCGGACUAUAUCAUCUUAACAUCAACGACAUCUUCCACAAAGACUACGGGGCUACGCAGAUCAAUUUCGUCAAGUUCCUGGUCGUCGACAUGAUGGGCUAUCUUCCUCAGCUCGAUGAGAUGUGUAUUCUUCCCAACGGGCAGCACUUCAAUACAGAAAACCAGUGCUGGGAGACGGCCCCGUCAACGUGA